Messenger RNA from Magallana angulata, 1497 nucleotides. Its product is annotated as DNA-directed RNA polymerase III subunit RPC10-like. The coding region runs from base 63 to 389 and encodes 108 amino acids. Gene Ontology annotation, molecular function: nucleic acid binding; zinc ion binding; DNA-directed RNA polymerase activity. The transcript has 3 exons. Lineage: Eukaryota; Metazoa; Mollusca; Bivalvia; Ostreida; Ostreidae. Gene Ontology annotation, biological process: termination of RNA polymerase III transcription; DNA-templated transcription. Gene Ontology annotation, cellular component: RNA polymerase III complex. The record is from RefSeq and is a predicted model, not a curated record.
UUUGAAAAUGAAAGUGAAAGUUGCAUCAAUUGGCAGUCACACAUUUACAUUACCACGGUAAAAUGUUGACGUUUUGUCCAACAUGUGCAAAUGUCCUGGUGGUUGAAGAAGGACAGAAUUGUUACCGGUUUGCGUGUAACACGUGCCCUUAUGUCCAAAACAUUCAAAGAAAGAUAGCAUCCAGAAAGUAUCCCAAGCUGAAGGAGGUGGACGAUGUGCUAGGUGGAGCUGCUGCCUGGGAAAAUGUCGACUCCACAGAAGAAACAUGUCCAAAGUGUAGCCACAACAGAGCCUUCUUCAUGCAGAUCCAGACCCGGUCAGCUGAUGAGCCAAUGACAACGUUCUACAAGUGUUGUAACAUGGCGUGCGCUCACCGGUGGAGAGACUGAAUACUGUGUCAGUGUUGUGAUGGACUGAGAACUCAAACAUGCUUCAUAGACAUUGGAGAGAGUGAUUCACAGAGCUGAAGACUCUAUCUGUUGUCUUAAUCUAACUCCAGAUUGUCUUUACAUGUGCUUUGUACCUUAAACUGUCAUUGUGUUGACCUGUUUUAAGCAGAAAAAAUCUUCACAGUGCUAUUAGUGUCCUGCACAUACUGUUAAAUACAGGUCCAGGAAAAUAAACACAAUAGAGACAGGUUGUGUUUCUGGGCUAUUUAUCAUGUAUUUGAACAGUCCACUAACUCCAGUUAUAAAAAAAGAGUCUUUUAUUCGUGCUUAAUGCUAUCCUGCCUCUCUAAGUACAUAUGUCCUACAUAAUUAGGGUUGCUUCUGAAAAUACACUGUUGAUUUUGCUUUGUUGUGUAAUAUUUUAUUUUGUUUAUCAUGAAGCAGGCACUUAGCUUGCAUAUUCAAAUGUAUCUCAAAGGUCAGUAUUUCUUAAGCAAGCUUAUGGCCUCAACUUUAUUUAUUCUAUAUUCCUUCUAGAGGAUGAACUCUUUAUCUAUAACACUAAUGUACUAGUACUAUAAUAUCAGUCUUUAAAAUUUCACAUUUCCUCACUUUAACCAGCCAGUUUUGAAAUUGAUUUGCAGUUGUUUGAACAUUAAUUUCAUUUCCCUCAUUUCACUGAGACCAUUUAUGGGAAUGUAUGACUGCAGUCCUGUUUUUCAGCAUUUGAUUUUACUAGUGGUGUGUAAGCAAAGCCUUACAAUAACAUUUAGGCAGUGGAGACAUGAUUAUCACGCCAGAGUAACGAAAUUGUGUUUUAUAGUUUUAGCUGACCAAUCAAUAAAUUAACAUCAUAGAAAUGUCAUGCUUGCCUGAAGUCAGAUUUAUCAGUUAAAUGCUUAGUUUCAUUACCUCUGUGUACAACACAAACUGUUUGUUCUAAUAUUUACAAACUUUUAUUGUGUUCAUUUCCUAGUUACAAAGUGUUAAGUUAAAAAACAAAAUUGUGCAUGGCAUGCUAUUCUGAAUGCUUUGAUAGAUUUUUUUUACUUUGUGCUGAAUUAAUCAGAAAUUGAUCAGUACUUUUACAAGUAAAUGUGCACCAAUA